CUCACCGCCAGCUCUCUGUGGGAUUCUGGACAAAAGACACAGCUCUGGAGGAAUAAUGGGCGCCCAUGGCUCUAACCUGGAUGAUAUACUGGAGGAGGACAUGCACCACUGGUACACCAAAUUCAUGAGGGAGUCUCCCUCUGGGCUCAUGACGCUCUUUGAGCUUAAGAUGAUGCUUGAAAUGAGCGGUAUGACAGAGGAGGCCAGCAGCUAUGUGGACCAAGUCUUUUUCACUUUUGACAUGGAUGGGGAUGGUUAUAUAGACUUUGUCGAAUACAUUGCAGCAAUAAGUUUAUUACUGAAAGGAGAAGUAAACCAGAAACUAAAGUGGUACUUCAAGCUCUUCGAUCACGACGGAAAUGGGAAAAUUGACAAAUAUGAACUGGAGACUAUAUUUAAGGCAAUUCAAGAUAUCACCAGGAGUUAUGACAUCCCCCCAGAGGAGAUUGUGACUCUUAUAUAUGAAAGAAUCGAUGUCAAAGGAGAAGGUGAGCUGACGCUGGAGGAGUUCAUCAGUGGAGCAAGGGAGCAUCCGGACAUAAUGGAUAUGCUCACUAAGAUGAUGGAUCUUACCCACGUCCUGGAAAUCAUUAUCAAGGGUCAACAGCAGAAAGCUGGGAACUAAACUGGUUAUUAACAAGCU
This is a messenger RNA of Monopterus albus (swamp eel), 643 nucleotides long. RefSeq names its product guanylate cyclase activator 1C (gene guca1c). NCBI's taxonomy places the organism in Eukaryota, Metazoa, Chordata, Actinopteri, Synbranchiformes, Synbranchidae. The record is from RefSeq and is a predicted model, not a curated record. Gene Ontology annotation, molecular function: calcium sensitive guanylate cyclase activator activity; calcium ion binding. Bases 56 to 625 code for a protein of 189 amino acids. The transcript is spliced from 4 exons.